AUGAACUACGACAAUAGAGAAAUUGUCCAAGCCAAAAUAGAUCACUAUCAACGGUUCUUUAAACGUAAAAAUUUCAAACAAGAUCCUCACCUUCAAUACAUAAAGGUGUCAGUUAAGGAACCCAAGUAUAUUUACAAACACCAUGAUCAAGCUUAUUUAAAACUAGGAGUUCUGGAUCAGUCUAACUCCCUUGUUAGAAAUCGUGGUUUUGUGUCUCCGUUGGUUGCGUUCAACAAUUCAAUCAUUUCUCAGUCAUUCUACAUCCUCAUGACUUUGAUUUUGGUACUUAUUGUGGGUGUUGUUGUAUCCUUUGGAGUUAGGGAAUACUUAAUAAUUGCAAGAUCAAAGAGAAAUUUGCCAACAAGUGGAGUGAUCAACAAUGAACAAUGGUCUAGCGAUCAAGAAGUUCAGAAAUUGGUCACAGACAGAACUGACUUGCUGAGUUUAGAAAAGGUUAUACAGAAGCAAGAACCAUUGGCACAAGCUGGCAAUUUGAAAGACGAAUCUGGUUUAACAAAGUUUGCUGACGAUACCAUCACAACCGGUAAGAGUGAUUGGGGUCUACAACAAAAGUAUGACCUUACAAGUGCUGCGAUAAGCAUGGAUAUCACAGAGUCUGAACGAAAAGAUAAGGAUCAUACUAGUGGGUUUAGUGACAAAUCCAUCAGCAAAUUUGCAAAGCAGGUGUCACCAUUAGUGGCUUCAUUCAAGGAUGACAAGAUCCGCUAUAGCAUAGCGGAGUUGAUGAGUCUUGAUGCUAGUCAAUUAAACCUGGAAGUCAUUUGCAAGGCACCUCAAGGUAUUCAGAGAAUUCCAAUCUCUCAGUUGGUGUCAUGUCCAAUUAUAAUCCCUUCAACUAGAUUUGAACAUGCUUGGGAGGCAAAUAAAGCCAUCAUGGAGAUCAUGCAAACCAUCAAUGAGUCCGAAUUGAUAACUGAAAAGAUAUUUGCUGCCUUCAGACUCGUUUCUAUAGGCAAGCAGAGUGGAGUUUUCGAGAAUCCCAACCUCUUUUUGGGACAUUUCAACACAUGUGUUGAAGACUUGGUCCAUACUUGUACUUUAUUUGAUUUGUGGUCACUGUGCAGUGCCACACUUGUCUUAUUACUUCUCGAAUGUAUAAUGAACUAUUGCUGGUCCCAUGCUAGGUAUGAUGUACAUGUACAAAAUGCAAAACGACUGCGCAUGGAGCAACAGUUUAGCAAGUGGAAGGUCAGACAACCUUGUAUCCAGCCUCAAAUGCCAAUUCUUCGCAUCUUGUUUAACUUGUAUUUGGGCUUGAAAACGGCCAUUGCUUUACCAAAGGACGUCGCUAGAGAAAGUGAAUUGAAACUAAGUCUCAUUAUUCGCGAGCUCAUAAAGAAAACCAUUUGCAACGACUACGUUCAGGUAUUGCCCUUGAUUGCUAGAGCUUUAGAAGCAGCUUUACAUAAUAGGUCAAAGUUGUUUUUUUACGAAAUGACCAAGCUUUUGGUUUCCAACCACAAGAACUGUUGUAUGAAUGUAUAUCUCAAGGACUCUAAUUUCGAGUUGAAAGCUUUGCUCAGAGAAGGGUUGCUGAAUCCUGAGCUGGACCCUAUCUACAGAAGGUCGAAAGAGAUACUUGGACUAAUUCUUGAGUGUGGCAAAGUGGCAGAGAUUUGGCAAUUAGAAGUGUUGAAUGGCGAGAGCCAUACCCUGGCAAGUUUGCCAUUAUCUAGUGAGUAUACUGAACGUCUCUUUAUUCAGGAACCAAAAUUUGAAUAG
Lodderomyces margitis is the source of this 1743-nucleotide messenger RNA. RefSeq lists its product as uncharacterized. The coding region runs from base 1 to 1743 and encodes 580 amino acids. The transcript has a single exon. The record is from RefSeq and is a predicted model, not a curated record. Lineage: Eukaryota; Fungi; Ascomycota; Pichiomycetes; Serinales; Debaryomycetaceae.